This is a messenger RNA of Trichomycterus rosablanca, 2619 nucleotides long. RefSeq names its product protoheme IX farnesyltransferase, mitochondrial (gene cox10). The record is from RefSeq and is a predicted model, not a curated record. The coding region runs from base 52 to 1353 and encodes 433 amino acids. The transcript is spliced from 7 exons. Gene Ontology annotation, cellular component: membrane; mitochondrion. NCBI's taxonomy places the organism in Eukaryota, Metazoa, Chordata, Actinopteri, Siluriformes, Trichomycteridae. Gene Ontology annotation, molecular function: protoheme IX farnesyltransferase activity. Gene Ontology annotation, biological process: heme A biosynthetic process.
AUGGCGGCGCGCAGGGAGUGAAGAGGACGCGGGUUUAAUGUGGAUUAUUAGAUGAAGAUCAUGUAUAAAACAUCAUGGCGCAGAGCUGCAGGUCUGAUCAGCUCCAGCUUUCUUACUGCAUCCGGAAAUCACCGCUGUGUCCGAACCCUCGUCCACCUCUGCAGGAGUGACCGACCACAAUGGAUCACGUUCCAGCACUUAAACUUCCUCAAGCGCCAGUACGUGACCACCGCUGGCGUUCUGAGCCAGAGAGCUCGACCCAAACAGGAACCCGUGAGUGCAGUCCUGGAGGAGAGGGACGAUCCGGUUAUCCAGCGGGUCAAAGAGGUGCCGGGUGUUAAGGCUGUGCCCGGGGUGGCACCGCCAGGCGCCGAUGACGAGCCCGAGGCGGUCAGGCUGGCCCGGAUAGAGGCCCGGCAGUGGAAGGAGCUGAGCGUGAACGUCUCGGAGUUACCGGGGAUCUACGCUCGCCUCUCCAAAAUCAAACUCACAGCAUUGGUGGUCACGACAGCGGCGGCGGGAUACGCUAUGGCUCCUGUGCCCUUCGACCCCAUCACCUUCGCUCUGGCCACGCUGGGAACAGGCCUCUGCUCAUGCAGUGCAAACUCAAUUAACCAGUACUUCGAGGUGCCGUUCGAUUCCAACAUGAACCGGACGAAAAACAGGCCGCUGGUCAGAGGACAAGUAAGUCCACUCCACGCCGUAUCAUUCGCUCUGGCGUGUGGCGUCCCCGGCGUGACCCUGUUGACCCUGGCCGUGAACCCCCUAACCGGCUUCCUGGGGGCGCUGAACAUCUUCCUGUACACGUGCUGUUACACCCCGCUGAAGCGGCUCAGCAUCACCAACACUUGGGUGGGGUCGCUGGUGGGGGCCAUCCCUCCCGUCAUGGGCUGGACCGCCGCUACCGGAGCUCUAGAACCAGGAGCUCUGCUGCUGGGUGCGUUCCUGUACUCGUGGCAGUUUCCUCACUUCAACGCUCUGAGCUGGAACCUACGUGAGGAUUACUCUCGCGGCGGCUACCGCAUGAUGUCCGUCACCCACCCGGCCCUGUGCAGACGGGUGGCCCUGCGCCACAGCGCCGCCCUGAUCGGCCUGUCCGCCCUCGGCCCCGCGCUCGACGUCACCACCUGGACUUUCCCUCUCAUCUCUUUACCCAUCAACCUUUACAUCAGCUACCUGGCGUUCCGAUUCUACCGGAACGCAGACCGAGGGAGCGCCCGUAAACUGUUCUUCUGUAGCCUCUGGCACCUGCCUAUGCUCCUCCUGCUCGCCCUGACGUGCAAGAAGAGACGCCCGGCCGAGGGCGCGAGUCCGGGUAUGUCGGAGAGCGCGGCCCUGACUGUACAGAGCUGAAUGCGACGACCUGGGCUGGACGUUCAAGUGGACGCUCUACUUCUGGUGCUUAAGACGCUGAUAAAUUCCAUCAAUGUAAAUAAGUGUAGCAGGUGCAGCAGGGUUGUUGGGAUUCAUUAUUUUCAUGAUCCCUUUUCAAAUUCAAAGCGUGAACCACAUCUGGAAGUGAUUAGACCUCCAAAAGCUCAUUGCACCCACCACCCUAGUCCACAUGUGCUUGAAGCACCAGAUGUUCUUGCUAUCUGGCUACAUUGUCCCAACAAGGUUCAGAUUUGGCUAAACUGUUUCUUUAAAGCUCUUGGAUUGAAAAGCAGCACCACAAACAAUAAAAAACUGGAAAAUGAUGAAGAAAAUAAUAAAUAAAUAAUAAAUCGAAACGGUUAAACUAGAAACACCUGAACUCAUGCAGGUCUUUGAUCUUUUAGAAGGAGGUUUUGUGCAAUGUGUGUAAAAAUGUCCAAUUAUUUAAAUAUUCAGACACGCCAAAGCAGAAGCCAAAUAUAAGGAUAACUUUCAUAUUUGGAUGUUUGGUUAUGGACUUGUGACAUUAAUGUGUGUAUCCAAUAGGGUAAGAACUCUGUCCAAUCUGCAUUUCAGUGAUAGUCUCAGCUCUCCUCGGCCAGCGCUAGGGUGGCGAUGAUUAGGCUGGUAGAUCAAGCCUUUAAUUAAAUAUAAAAAUGUAUACUUACCGUCUAAUUCCAUAAGCUCUUCAUUAUACAUCUCCAAAUCUGGUAUGGUCAGCUGGUUAAAAUGGGACUAGGUAUAACCCAGAUGGUACAUGAUCACUUGCCCCUUUAAACAUAUGUAGUCUCCUAGAGCGGUAUAUCAUACAGUCUCCAAAUUCCCUGUUAACAUCGACCAGCCAGCAGGGGUCGCAAGUCAGCGUCAAUAAAAUCCAGUCGACAGUCCUCCCUCAGGCACAGCCAUCUAUCUCUGUGUCAUUUCUGCUCACUGGUCCAGUUUUCAGUUUCCAUCCACGUUCUUCUUUUCAAUACUUUAUGAAGGUUGUAAUGAUGCCAGAUGUUCUUCUGAUGUGUAACUUCAUCGGUAAAUGAUCCAUCCAGCUUCCACGGUUCUUUGUGUUUGUGGUAAUUAAACUGUGAUGCAGCUACUGUGAUGCAUUUAGCGCCGAGUCUGUGACUGGGCUGAGACCUGUUAAUACUGUGGUUGAAUUCCGUCCGAUCUCCUCAUGUCAUGUGACGUGAUGUCGGACGUCUGACCUCACUGUAUAAAUCACCUGCUUGAGGAAUAAAAGAAAUAAGAACA